CUCUGCGCACUCCCCUCUUGCCUUUCGGCUUUCCCUACCUGGGACACUCGAGAGAACCGCCGGAGGAACAAGAACUUCGUAAACUCUGAUGUCCCAAAGCCGCCGCCGCCGCCGCCGCCGCCGCGAAGAGUGACCGGAGAUCUCGCGAUUCGAGGAAGAAGGAAGAAAUGGCGACCGCCCUCGUCGGCAAGAACGCGACCCAUCGGCCCCUGAGCCUGCUGAGGCAAUCGUUCGGUUUCCUCAGGAACCUCAGCGCCGCCUCCUCCCCGCCGCCGUCUCCGGCGAGCCCUUCCUCUUCUUCUCCUUCCUCUUCUUCGAAGAAGCCGAAGCGGAAGAAGAAGAAGAACCUGUUCGAGGUGGCUCAGUUCCUCCCCAACUGGGGCAUCGGGUAUCACAUGGCCAAGGCUCACUGGACCGGCGUCUCUUACCAGAUCACCAAGAUCAAUCUCUACAAGGAUGGGAGGCAUGGCAAGGCGUGGGGUGUCGUUCACAAAGAAGGGUUGCCAGCUGCCGAUGCUCCCAAAAAAAUAAGUGGUGUUCACAAGCGCUGUUGGAAGUAUAUUCCUAAUCUGGGAAGUACAUCUAGUAGCCUUCCAAGCUUGACAACGCCAACAGAGACACCACAUCCUGAAGCCCAAGCAGCUUGAUAUUUGUUUGUUUAGAGUUCACCGGAAUGAAGCUUUGAGGAGUCUGUGGGCUUCAAACUUUAGUUUAUUUGACGAGUUCUUGGUGACGGUAGUCCAGAUUAGCUCCUGUAUUCCUGCUGAGAACCUUCAAGAAAUGUUUUAUGAUUUUACUCUCUCA
Molecule: messenger RNA, 804 nt
Organism: Syzygium oleosum
Lineage: Eukaryota; Viridiplantae; Streptophyta; Magnoliopsida; Myrtales; Myrtaceae
Exons: 3
Coding region: 168-647 (159 amino acids)
Cellular component (GO): mitochondrion
Molecular function (GO): structural constituent of ribosome
Source: RefSeq, a predicted model, not a curated record